Spinacia oleracea (spinach) is the source of this 709-nucleotide messenger RNA. Its product is annotated as protein BUNDLE SHEATH DEFECTIVE 2, chloroplastic. The record is from RefSeq and is a predicted model, not a curated record. Lineage: Eukaryota; Viridiplantae; Streptophyta; Magnoliopsida; Caryophyllales; Amaranthaceae. The transcript is spliced from 5 exons. The coding region runs from base 118 to 525 and encodes 135 amino acids.
GCUUCCUCUAUUUCCCUCGCAACCACCAGCUUACUCAACAGUGAACACUACUCUUAUCUCCCUCUCUCUUUCUCUCUCUUCUUUCUCUCUCCUCUCUCUCUCUCUCUCUCCAUAACCAUGGCGCAAUCUAUGUGUUUUAGUCCCAUAACUUCAGUUAGCAGCAGCCCAUUAAAACCAGGGGCUUUAAUUGGAAAUAAUUCUGGUAUUGUAAAGAUUGUUCAAGGAUUACCCAAAUUGGGUUCUGCAAGAUUUCAAUCCAUUGAGGUUAAGGCAGAAGACCAAAAAACCUACAGUGGCAGUGCAGGCACCAAGACAAAUAGCAUAGUGUGUGCUGCAUGUGACGGAAAUGGUGCAAAGUUAUGUACACAGUGUGAGGGAGAAGGUGUGAACUCCCAAGAUCAUUUUAACGGACAGUAUAAGGCUGGUGGAUUAUGUUGGCUUUGCAGAGGGAAAAGGGAGAUUCUGUGUGGAGACUGUAACGGGGCUGGCUUUAUAGGUGGAUUUAUGAGUACAUUCGACGAGUGAGGGCCUUUGAAAGGAUUAAAGAAUUUCUGUUGUAUAAUUGAAGCAGGGUUAUGUAAUCACUAUGGAUCAGUAGAUAGAAAUUUCUGUUGUAUUAUCAUUUUGACAUGUUUUCUUUACUAGUAUCGUGCUGAAAGUUGUAACAAAGUACAACAGUUUUGAAUUUUUAACGCGUUUUAUGCAAGAA